UCCAGUAGAUGGCGGUACUGCACUAAGAUCGCAAGCUGCCAAUAAAAAUCACAGAAGAAGAAGAAAAAAGUAUUGCUGUGAGUCCUGUGGGUCCUGUGGAGUUAAGACUUCUGAGAAAACGUUCAGAUAUUGCUCGGGCCAAGAUGGAUGAUCUGACCAAAGCUCUCUCUGUUAGUUUUACUGUAUCCCAAGACCACAACAGUAUAUCAGCACCCCAUCCACGGCUGUGUCAAUACAAAAGUAAAUACAGUGCACUGGAGCAAGGAGAACGCCGACGGAAAUUCUUGGAUUAUCAGAAAACGAAAAGGCUGAACUAUGUCAACCAUGCUCGACGUUUGGCAAAUGGGGACUGGACUGGAGCAGACAGUGAAGAGGAGGAGACUGCAGAGAUGGAAGUGAAACCAAAGGGAUCUCAGGAGGAUGCCGAAGAUGAGAACAUGGAGAUCCAGAAGGCAAAAAAGUUGCCCAAGCAUUAUGCUAACCAGCUGAUGUUAUCAGAAUGGUUAGUAGAAGUGCCUGCAGAACUGGACUCAGACUGGUUGUUGGUGGUCUGUCCAGUCGGAAAGCGAUCUCUUGUCAUUGCCUCCAAGGGAUCGACAGCUGUUUAUACAAAGAGUGGCUACUGUGUCAACCGCUUUGCCUCUAUACUUCCAGGUGGAAACAAACAUAAUUCAGCUGUAGGAAAAGAUUAUACCAUCCUUGAUUGCAUUUUCAGUGAAGUUGACAGGACAUACUACAUCCUGGAUGUAAUGUGUUGGAGAGGUCACCCAGUGUAUGACUGUUCAACAGAAUUCAGGUUUUUCUGGCUUCAGUCAAAGAUGGAGGAAGAAGGGGGCCUGUUGGAAAUUACCAAGCAAAAUGCUUUUAAGUUUGUGAGCCUUCAGAGCACUACGUGCACAAAAGAAUCCAUCCAGCAAGCACUUGUCAAAGAGUACACCUUCAAUGUAGAUGGCUUCCUCUUCUACCACCGGCACACUCAUUAUACUCCUGGCAGCACCCCUUUAGUGGGUUGGUUAAGACCCUACAUGAUAGGUGAUAUUAUUGGCAUGGAGGUACCUCAGUGUCCCCUGACAUGUAAGCCAGAGUAUGCACAGCACCAGCUUCAGCAAAUACUUGAGCAAAAGACAAUUUCCAGUGAUGUCCAUCCAGCUGAGCAGAAUGGCCGGUAUGAGCUGGAACAUCUCUCUACACCUGAAACACAAUCCCUACAAAAUAAGAGAGAAGCACACAUGGACAUCUGAACACAAACGGUUAUGUCAGAAUACCUGCAGAUUAUAACCAUUAAGCACAGCAUGGUAACUUAAGGGAAAGGGAAGGUUCAGAAAUGUGGAUGGUGCUUUGCAAAUUCAGGCUUGCCUCAGAAUAGAGUUUACUUCAGAGGGAUAUUCUCAUGUUUUACCCAGGAUGAUGAUAUAAUUGUGUGUUGUUAGCCAACAUUUUAGUCUUCAUACUUUCAUUAUGGGGACCACUGUUUUAUAUGAAUAUGAAGUUUUAACUGGGCACUUUUUUAAAUAUUGGUUUAGAUUUUAAUCUUUUCAUUUUAUGUUUUGCUAAGCUUUAAUGUGCUUUUGAUGAUGGAUUGCAUCCUCACUAGUACAGGCUGGAAAUGUGAACUAUUUUACUUAUUGUGUGUCGGGAUAAGGAAAUAAAAGUCAGUAUUCAAACAAA
Molecule: messenger RNA, 1668 nt
Organism: Sardina pilchardus (European sardine)
Lineage: Eukaryota; Metazoa; Chordata; Actinopteri; Clupeiformes; Clupeidae
Gene: snupn
Product: snurportin 1
Exons: 9
Coding region: 144-1241 (365 amino acids)
Biological process (GO): protein import into nucleus; snRNA import into nucleus
Cellular component (GO): cytoplasm; nucleus
Molecular function (GO): protein binding; nuclear import signal receptor activity
Source: RefSeq, a predicted model, not a curated record